AUGAGGAUACCAUUUUGUCUAGCUUUUCUUCUAUACUUGUGUAAGGAAUCACUUGCCUCUUUCAUUCCCAUAGAUAAUUAUUUAGUUGCAUGUGGUUCUUCCGACAAACUCACCUUUCAGGAUCGAACUUUCAUUCCUGACUCUGAACAUGCCAACGUAGAAAUAAAAGCCAUGAAAUCUGUGGCACUUACCACUAAACAUGGUGUCCCUUCUCCAUUGUAUCAGUCAGCUCGAGUCUUCUCAGAACAGUCAUCAUAUAAAUUCAAAAUUGAACAACAAGGGAGGCAUUGGAUCCGCCUUUAUUUUCACCCUUUUCCUCAUUCAAACCCCAACAUGGCCUUUGCCUCAAUAACAGUAGUCACUGAUAAUAGUUUUGUGCUUCUCAAUAAUUUCAUAUUCCAAGACAACAAGGACUCUUACUUGUUCAAGGAAUAUGUAAUCAUUGUAACAUCAAAUGAGUUGUUACUCACAUUCAUCCCUCACCACAAUUCAAUUGUGUUUGUUAAUGCUGUUGAAGUUGUCUCUAUGCCAGAUUUGCUCUUUCCUCAACUUCUAAACCCACCAGUACCUUCAAAUUUUGCCCUUGAAACUGUCUACCGGUUGAAUAUUGGUGGUGCAUCCAUUGCUUCUCAUGAUGACAUCCUUAGUAGGACUUGGGAGAAUGAUGAAAUCUACUUUCACUCUGCAAGUACUGCUGUUAAUAUUUCAACAAACACUUCAUCUAUAAAGCCUAUGGAUUUUUUACCAAUUACAGCACCACCAUUGGUUUAUGCUAGUGCCAAAGCCUGGGGAGAUGAUGCUACAUCGGGGUCCAGAUUAAGCUGGAAUUUCUCUGUAAGUCCUGAUUUUAUAUAUUUUGUUCGGAUUCAUUUCUGUAACAUAAUUAGCAACGUUUCCAACUCUCUUCAUUUGGACCUAUUUAUAAAUGAAGGCAUUACACUAAAAAGCCUUGUCCUGUCUUUUCUCACUGGUGACCUUGCUGAGCCAUAUUUCAAGGGUUUUGUCACCAACGGCAAAGGAAAUAGUUUGACAGUAAGUGUUAGUCCUGACAUGAUGACCGAUUCCACAAAUGCAACCAUGAAUGGGUUGGAGAUAUUGAAGAUCAGCAACGAUUUCGGUAGCUUAGAUGGGUUUUCCUCUGUUGACGAUAUUCUUACCAAAUCUUCAAAAAUAAGUACAAAAUUAAAAGUCAUUAUAAUUGGUUGCACUGUUAGUGUUUUUAUGUUUCUAGCAUUUCUUGGGCUGUCACUUUGUUACUUAAUAGCUCGCAGGAGAGAAAAAAAAUCAGAAAUCACUUUCAAAUUUCCAAAACGUUUUACUUUACAAGCAAUCAAGCAAGCCACCAAUGAUUUUGACCAGAGCCUGCUGAUUGGAGAAGGAGGAUUUGGCAAGGUGUAUCAAGGAACACUAGAAAAUGGGGAAACUGUAGCAAUCAAAGUAGCAAAUCAUGAAUCCAAACAAGGUCUCAAUGAGUUCCAUAAUGAGAUAGAAUUGUUAUCUGGACUUGGCCAUCCAAACCUUGUAUCUCUUAUAGGAUGCUGUACUGAAAAUUCAGAACUGAUUCUGGUAUACAAAUACAUGGCAAAAGGAUCUUUCAGUAGUCAUCUUUAUGGGACAGACUUUGUUCCUCUAUCAUGGAAGCAACGUCUUGGGAUAUGCAUUGGGGCUGCAAAGGGACUUUGCUAUCUUCACUUUGGAGCUAAACAUAGCAUAAUUCAUCGUGAUGUGAAGACAGCAAACAUUCUCUUGGAUGAAAAUCUUGUGGCAAAAGUUGCUGAUUUUGGGAUCUCAAAAAAGGGUCGUCUUGAUAAAAGCCAUGUGACAACCAAUGUAAAGGGUAGUUUUGGAUACCUUGAUCCUGAUUAUUUUAGGACCAAGUGUCUCACUGAGAAAUCAGAUGUUUAUUCAUUUGGGGCAGUGUUGAUUGAAGUUAUCUGCGGCAAGCCUGCUUUAGAUGAUGCGCGUCCAACACAGCAUGUUAAUUUGGCAAUUUGGGCAUUAAAUUGCCAUGAAAAUGGCACCUUUCAUGAAAUGAUGGACCCAUAUUUGAUUGGUAAAGUGAAUAUGGAUUCUUUAACUAAGGUUUCUGAGUUGGCUUGGAAGUGCUUGCACGAUAGUCGGGUGAAAAGGCCUCCAAUGGCGUACGUAUUGUGUCAACUUGAAGAGGCUCUUCAUCUUGAGUUGUCAUCACCACUUUGUAAUGGAAGUGCAGAUUCUGUCUCCCAUGCCCAUUUAGAAAAUGGAUUCGCAAAUGGUAUAGAAGAUGUUGCUUAAAACCAUGCUCUCUUGAUUCAACAACUCCAUUGUAGAAAGCUGCUUAAAUCAAAUAAGAAAAUGUUGACUGCAAUGCUUUUUAGGAUUG
Abrus precatorius (Indian licorice) is the source of this 2362-nucleotide messenger RNA. RefSeq names its product receptor-like protein kinase THESEUS 1. Gene Ontology annotation, molecular function: ATP binding; transmembrane receptor protein tyrosine kinase activity. The transcript has a single exon. Bases 1 to 2274 code for a protein of 757 amino acids. Gene Ontology annotation, cellular component: plasmodesma; plasma membrane. The record is from RefSeq and is a predicted model, not a curated record. NCBI's taxonomy places the organism in Eukaryota, Viridiplantae, Streptophyta, Magnoliopsida, Fabales, Fabaceae. Gene Ontology annotation, biological process: protein autophosphorylation.